AUGGCGUCUAGUCACUGCACCACCUCGAUAUCUAGUCACUGCACCACUGCGAUAUCUAGUCACUACAACACCAUAGCGUCUAUUCACUGCACCACCGAGAUGUCUAGUCACUACACCACCGAGAUGUCUAGUCAUUACACCACCGAGAUGUCUAGUCAUUACACCACCGCGAUAUCUAGUCACUGCACCACCGCGAUGCCUAGUCACUGCACCACCGCGAUAUCUAGUCACUGCACCACCGCGAUGCCUAGUCACUGCACCACCGCGAUGCCUAGUCACUGCACCACCGCGAUAUCUAGUCACUACAACACCAUAGCGUCUAUUUACUGCACCACCGAGAUGUCUAGUCACUACACCACCGAGAUGUCUAGUCAUUACACCACCGAGAUGUCUAGUCAUUACACCGCCGAGAUGUCUAGUCAUUACACCGCCGAGAUAUCUAGUCACUACACCACCGAGAUGUCUAGUCAUUACACCACCGAGAUGUGUAGUCACUACACCACCGCGAUGUCUAGUCAUCACACCACCGAGAUGUCUAGUCAACACACCACCGAGAUGUCUAGUCAACACACCACCGAGAUGUCUAGUCAUUACACCACCGAGAUGUGUAGUCACUACACCACCGCGAUGUCUAGUCAUCACACCACCGAGAUGUCUAGUCAACACACCACCGAGAUGUCUAGUCAUCACACCACCGAGAUGUCUAGUCAUUACACCACCGCGAUGUCUAGUCACUGCAUCACCGAGAUACCUCGAGUCCCACCCUCCCCCCCCCCCCACCCACUCCCCAAAUGA
Messenger RNA from Candidula unifasciata, 795 nucleotides. The record is from the annotation of a GenBank genome assembly. NCBI's taxonomy places the organism in Eukaryota, Metazoa, Mollusca, Gastropoda, Stylommatophora, Geomitridae.